This is a messenger RNA of Sorghum bicolor (sorghum), 1467 nucleotides long. Its product is annotated as dehydrodolichyl diphosphate synthase complex subunit NUS1-like. The record is from RefSeq and is a predicted model, not a curated record. Gene Ontology annotation, molecular function: ditrans,polycis-polyprenyl diphosphate synthase [(2E,6E)-farnesyl diphosphate specific] activity. Gene Ontology annotation, cellular component: endoplasmic reticulum membrane; dehydrodolichyl diphosphate synthase complex. The transcript is spliced from 8 exons. Bases 348 to 1169 code for a protein of 273 amino acids. Lineage: Eukaryota; Viridiplantae; Streptophyta; Magnoliopsida; Poales; Poaceae.
UAUAAUUUGGGAUGGAGAGAUAGCUAAUAAAGCAUUUUAGGAAGAAAAAUAAGUGGCGAAACUUAAUGUAGAAAACGAAAGGGAGAGGUGAAUUAUGUGAAGCCUCUAGUCUCUAAAAACAAACAUGGGAUGUCAACACCUCAGCAGGACAGCCGGUACACGUCGAUGUGAUAUGAGGGACCAGCUUAUGGAUCUUUCUGUGACUACUACAGUUUUUGCCUAGUCCGGCAGUCCAGCCCUGGCCACAACUAGGUUUCUUUAAAUUGACAGUCACACGCACCUGGUUCUUGCUGCUUCCAUUGUUUCUUCAAUUCUUCCUCAACCUCCUGAGCUCAGCUGCGACUGCCAUGGAUUCCAAACCCAUGGAAGCUUUUGUGGCAAGUGAGGCCUCCGUCUUCAUGAAUCAGCCCCCUCCACAUAUGUCUAGACCAUCAAUUAUUAUCAAGCUCAUUUUGGGGUUGCUGUGGACCAUCACCCACUUAGCAAUCAGCUUUUUAAAUUUAUGGUCACAUCUGAUUUAUAGUUUAGAAUGCUAUGUUAUUUCAUCUGGAUUGUUGCGGAAGUAUCAGAAUCUUCAUCUGGGUAGACUGAAGUGCUUGGCUAUUGUGGUAGAUAGCAAAGAAGCUAAAAGUACUGCAAAGGUCAAGCAACUGUUAUGCUGGCUCUCAUCUAUGGGUGUGAAGUAUGUAUGUCUCUACGACAUCGAGGGAGUACUGAAGAAAUCAUUUGAACCUGCUGUGAAUGCUUCAAGAGAUAGGACUGCAGGAGAACAUUUUGGCAUUGGAGGAAACAUCAGUGAUCUACAGUGUAGCCAAAGAGAGAUGGUAAUAGACUGUCUUUCUGGUUCUGAUGGCAAGGAGGGUAUUGCAAAAGCAGGCAGUUUACUUUGCUCAACUUACAUCAAUGGUGAUACUCAUGGAGAUGGCAAAAGGAAACCAGCAUUUACAGAAGCUGACAUGGCUAGUGCACUGAAAGCUGUAGGUUGUGGUGGACCAGAACCUGAUCUUCUUCUCAUGUAUGGUCCUGCUAGAUGCCAUUUAGGAUUUCCUGCAUGGAGAUUACGGUAUACUGAAAUUAUGUAUAUGGGGCCACUGAAGUCAAUGAAAUAUGGUGCUAUUGUGAAGGCCUUAUAUAACUUCUCAAAGAAACACCAAAAUUAUGGGAAAUGAUAGCUGAUACUGGUUUAAAGAAAUCAUUUGAUCAUGGAGAAACGACACCUUGGAGUUACUCUACAGUCUGUACCCAUUCUCUUCUGCUGCUGCUUACUGGAGUACAGGAGUAUUUAACGUUAGACAUAAGCAUCGACACCGUCGUGUUUGCUUGUAAUAAGAUCAAAAGUGUGUUGUCGAUAGAACAUACAUACGGGAUAGCAUCCCACUGUAAAAGUUACACCCAUAGCGAUUCACUGUAAAAGAACCACAAGAAUCUUACCAUCUCAUCUAUUAUUUCCUUUGCUAUGAUUCCUAA